GGCGGGCCUGCCGGGAGCCAGGCCGCGCCGUGCCGCGCCGGCCGGGAGGGGGCCGGAGCCGGGCCAUGGCGGCGGCGGCGGCGGCGGGCCCCGAGGGGCGGCGCGCGGCUCUGGAGGCGGUGGCAGCGCCCGAGCGGGGCGGCGGGAGCUGCGUGCUGUGCUGCGGCGACCUGGAGGCUACGGCGCUGGGCCGCUGCGAUCACCCGGUGUGCUACCGGUGCUCCACCAAGAUGCGGGUGCUGUGCGAGCAGCGCUACUGCGCCGUGUGCCGCGAGGAGCUGCGCCAGGUGGUCUUUGGGAAGAAGCUCCCUGCUUUUGCCAUGAUCCCCAUCCACCAGCUCCAGCAUGAGAAGAAAUACGACAUCUAUUUUGCAGAUGGAAAGGUGUUUGCAUUAUACAGGCAGCUGUUACAGCAUGAAUGCCCACGGUGCCCCCACCUGCCGUCCUUUGGCCUCUUCGGGGACUUGGAGCAGCACAUGCGGAAGCAACACGAGCUCUUCUGCUGCAAGUUGUGCCUCAAGCACCUCAAGAUCUUCACCUAUGAGCGCAAGUGGUAUUCACGCAAGGACCUGGCUCGGCACCGCAUGCAGGGUGACCCUGAUGAUACAUCCCAUCGGGGACAUCCACUCUGUAAGUUCUGUGAUGAGCGGUACCUGGACAAUGACGAGCUGCUCAAGCACCUGCGCCGUGACCACUACUUCUGCCACUUCUGUGACUCCGAUGGAGCCCAGGACUACUAUAGUGAUUAUGCGUAUCUGCGUGAGCACUUCCGAGAGAAGCACUUCCUGUGUGAGGAGGGCCGUUGCAGCACUGAGCAAUUCACCCAUGCCUUCCGCACUGAGAUCGACCUCAAGGCUCAUAAAACAGCUUGCCACAGCCGCAGCCGGGCAGAGGCACGCCAGAACCGUCAGAUUGACCUUCAGUUUAGCUUUGCCCCACGGCACUCACGCCGGAAUGAGGGAGUUGUCAGUGGUGAGGACUACGAGGAGGUGGACAGGUACAACCGCCAGGGUCGAGCUGGCCGGGCCAGCGGGCGAGCAGCCCAGCAGCAGCAGCAGCAGCACCGGCGCCGGGGAAGCUGGAGGUACAAGAGGGAAGAAGAAGACCGAGAAGCGGCAGCUGCUAUCCGGGCCUCUGUGGCCGCCCAACAGCAAGAGGAGAUUCACAGGGCUGAGGACCGGGAAGAGGCUAGCAGGCCCAGGAAAGAGGAAGCAGCAGCCAGGGGCCCUGAGGAGCCCCGUGGCUCCCGGCGCCUGCCCCGGGCUCAGGGUGAAGGCCCAGGCUCCAAGGAAGCCUCAACAAAUGGUCCUAUAAGCCAAGAAGCCUUCCCAGCCACAGGCCCAGGCCCAGUGGCUGCCCCCUCCAAUACCCUCCCACCGCCUAACCCCAAACUCAAGGAUGAAGAUUUCCCCAGUCUCUGUGCCUCCACUUCCUCCUGCUACACAGCGGUUACCCCAGGCUCUGUGGGCCUGGCACUGGCUUAUCCUGGUCCUCUCAGGGGCAAGAACACCUUCCAGGAAGAGGACUUCCCUGCCUUGGUUUCCUCAGUACCCAAGCCCAACAAUGCCCCGUCUAGCCUCAUUUCAGCUUGGAACAGCAGCUGCAGCAAGAAAGGGAACCCACCUACACCAGGGGCCCAGGCUGUAGUUGGUGGCACCCAGCCUCCCCGGAAGGCAGGGAAGGGGAACAGGGGUGGCCGGAAGGGUGGCCCAGCCCCGGUGGAUGAGGAGGAGGGUGGUGGCCUCACUGCGCAGGGGCUUCGGAGUGUGCCCACUCCAGUGGCUGUCCCCACUACCAGCCAGAGUUCCACCAAGGUUGGCAAGAAGAAGAAGGUGGGUUCUGAGAAGACUGGAGCCACGUCAUCCCCACUGUUGCCCCCUGAUCAUACCCCAAAGCCCUCUGGGACUGAGCAGGUCCCUGAAUUCCCUUUGAGCAAAGCUGAAGUGCCAGUAGCCAUCGUCAAUGGACAUUCAGAGGGGCCAGCUCUGGCAAGGAGUACCCCAAAGGAGCCUCCAGGGCUUCCAAGGCCCCUGGGUCCCCUCCCCUGCCCUAUACCACAGGAAGACUUCCCAGCACUUGGAGGCCCUUGUCCACCCAGGAUGCCUCCUCCCCCAGGCUUUAACACCGUGGUGCUCUUGAAGGGCACACCAUCUCCACCCCCACUCCCACCAGGCCUGGUGCCUGCCAUCAGCAAGCCACCCCCUGGUUUCUCCAGUUUCCUGCCUAGCUCCCACUCAACUUGUGUCCCGAGUCCCACCACCACCACCAUGAAAGCACCCCAGCUAACACCCACACCACGAGCCUACUUAGUUCCUGAGAACUUCCGGGAGAGGAACCUACAGCUCAUCCAGUCCAUCAAGGACUUUCUGCAGAGCGAUGAGGCCUGCUUCAGCAAGUUUAAGAGCCAUUCAGGGGAGUUCAGACAGGGGAUGAUCUCUGCGGCUCAGUACUACAAAAGCUGCCGGGACCUGCUUGGGGAGAACUUCCAGAAGAUCUUCAGUGAGCUGCUGGCGCUCCUGCCAGACACCGCCAAACAGCAGGAGCUGCUGUCCGCGCACACUGACUUCCGCAGUCGGGAGAAGCCGCCUCACUCCAAGUCCAAGAAGAGCAAGAAGAGCGUGUGGCAGACCAGCGCCCAGCAGUGGGGCCUGGACUGCUGCGUGUGCCCCGCCUGCCAGCAGGUGCUGGCCCACGGUGACAUCAGCAGCCACCAGGCACUGCACGCUGCCCGGGACGAUGACUUCCCCUCCCUCCAAGCCAUUGCCAGGAUCAUUACGUAGCUCCUGCUGGCGAGGCAAGAGCUGUCACACCCUAGCGUCUCCCGUCUCCUUCCUUCCUCUUCCCAGCUGCCAGGCAGCUAGGUUGGGCCCUGGGAAGGCUGAGGCUCGGCCUCCUGGUUGUCCAGGCCUGACAGGAGGGCAUCAGGGGAGGCUACCCUGUGCACCAUCACUCCUGAGUUCUGUUCCCUGCUUGGCAGAGAGCCAGUCUUGGUUUGUAUUCUUGUGAUUUGCCAGGGGAGGGAAGGACUAGGGUGUCGGGACCUGAGCCUGUGGUCAUAGCUAGAUGCCUCAGUGGCCAGAAGAGAGGCCUCCUGAGUCAAGCAGACAGCCCCAGAGCUGACAGCUUCGGGUCCACUGGUGCUGGAGUCAGAUGUCUAGUGUGUUGUGUAAACAAUUGGCUGUUCAGAGAGAAUGUUCCAGAUUAAAAACAGACACAAAAUUGUGCUACCUGAAGUUCACUCUUUUUAUGAGACAAGUUAAAUCUAAGAUCUCAAAUUGCCUCUGACAUUUUAUAAAAGACAGUUUAUCUUCAAAUAAAUUUAUUUUGCAGUAUUGCA
Messenger RNA from Onychomys torridus (southern grasshopper mouse), 3337 nucleotides. RefSeq names its product zinc finger protein 598, E3 ubiquitin ligase (gene Znf598). The record is from RefSeq and is a predicted model, not a curated record. Gene Ontology annotation, molecular function: ribosome binding; ubiquitin protein ligase activity. The transcript is spliced from 12 exons. Lineage: Eukaryota; Metazoa; Chordata; Mammalia; Rodentia; Cricetidae. Bases 66 to 2780 code for a protein of 904 amino acids. Gene Ontology annotation, biological process: rescue of stalled cytosolic ribosome; protein ubiquitination.